Molecule: messenger RNA, 1995 nt
Organism: Closterium sp. Naga37s-1
Lineage: Eukaryota; Viridiplantae; Streptophyta; Zygnematophyceae; Desmidiales; Closteriaceae
Source: the annotation of a GenBank genome assembly
AUGCAACCAUCUACGGCUUAUCAACUCGCAAGCGAUGGCUUGACGGCUGGGAUUGCGUCUCGUGAGCUGACGCAAGGAAAGGUCGCCGGAUCGAGUCCUGGUGGCGCAAACUUGGUUGCUGAGGUAGCAGCAAUGGAGGAGGAGGACGAGAAAAGGGCGGUGGGGGAAACACAGGAGGAGGCUUUGUACCGACAACAGCAGGAGCAGCAGGAGCAGGAGGAGCGGGAGGUGGGGGGGGUGGGAAGCGAGCUGCUGCCUGUGCGGGACGCGUGCGUGUUCGACGUCGCGCGGGGCGGUUGCGACGACGGGGACCUUCGCACGAGCGACGAGUGCGACUGGAACGGCGCGUCGUUCACUAUCGCACACGGUGGUGCGAUUGAAGCCGAGAUCGACGGGGCAACGGUGGAAGCCCCCGCAUGGCCCUGUGCGCCCUUCCCCCGUUGCCUGUUCUCCGCCGCCGCUUGCACGCACACCGUAAUCGCGGAAGAUGUUGCACCACCGCAGCAGCACAGCCAAGCUGCGACUCUCUACGUAGCCGCGGCCGCUGCGGCUUCCGCCCGUGACGCUCGCGCAGACUCCGCCGCCUCUUACGCCGCCAGUUCUGCCGAGAAGCGCGCGGCGGCGUUUAGAAAGAGCGAGGGGGAGUGGAGCACGAAUGGCGCUCUCCACGCGCGGUCUCUGGGGAGCUUCUUCCCCGGCGGAGAGGAGGCUGUGGGCGCAAAUGGCGGAGCAGGAAGCGGAAGCGGAGGAGGAGGGGGAGGGAAUACAUUUUCUGGCGGGGGGCAGGCAUGGGUUAAGCAACACGAGGGAGUGGGGGGCGGAGAAGCGGGGAGUACGGGCAAGGGCGGGAAUGGAGGAAUGAAGAGCGCGGUGGGUGCAGGGGACGGGAUGAAGGGGCGGGCGCAAGUCGGGAGCGGAAUGGCGGGAAUGGCUAAAGACGGGGAAGCGUCGCUGCAGGCAAGCCAAAGCGGGGGCGCAGGGAGUGCGGCCGGCGGGGGAGGGAGUGAAAGCGGCCCCGGGUAUUUUAGCGUGACGCGAUUCGGCGCGCAGACGAACGGAUGGGGGGACGCGUCGGGGCCUUUCAGACGCGCCUUCGCCGCGGCGUGCGGGUACGGCGCGCGGACGAGGCAGCGAGCCAUGGUGCACGUGCCGGGGAACGCGGUGUUCCGGAUAUUCCCGAUGGAAAUUCAAGGGCCAUGCGGCGCUGGGUUGAUCGUUCGGCACAGGAAUCCCGGCAAGAUCCACCUCAAGGUGAAGGCCAGCACGGGGGUGAUGAUCCGGGGGGUGCGCACCCUAGCCCCUUGGAACAGCCCCAACACGGACAGCAUCAGCAUCAGCUCCUCUUCUAACGUGGUUGUCAAAGAUUCGAGACUCGAAUCAGGUGAUGAUGGCGUGGCCAUAGUGGGCAUGACUCGCAACGUGCUUGUGGAGAAUAUCACAUGCAUCAACGGCCAUGGCAUCAGCAUUGGAAGCUUGGGGGCAGAAGGGGCGCUGGGGUGCAUACAGGGUAUUACAAUCCGAGACGUGACCUUCCGGGGAUCUAACAACGGCCUGCGCAUCAAGACGUACCAAGGCGGCAUGGGGCUCGUGUCCAAUGUCUCAUAUGAGAACGUGCAAAUGACAGAUGUUACAUAUCCUAUCGUCAUUAACCAGUUCUACUGUGAUACCAAGAACGUAGACGCCUCUAAAUGUGUGCCGCAACAAAAUGCUGUUGCCAUUCAAGACAUCUCCUACAACAAUAUCAGAGCGUCUUGUAAUGGAACUGACGGCAUUACCGUCGGCUGCAGCACUACAGUCCCAUGCCGAGACAUCACCCUCACGAAUGUCCGUAUCGUACCUUCAGACCCUGGCAAAACCCUCACUCCGUCAUACACCAACGCAUACGGGAGUUCGGGGGGGAAUGUGUUCCCCCAACCCGUUGCCCCGUUGUACUUGCUAAGGUUCGGGCAGAGUGAAAGCUCAUGCAUUUCUAUGAAGAAUGUUGGAAACAACUGA